Messenger RNA from Coregonus clupeaformis (lake whitefish), 8876 nucleotides. Its product is annotated as protein unc-79 homolog. NCBI's taxonomy places the organism in Eukaryota, Metazoa, Chordata, Actinopteri, Salmoniformes, Salmonidae. The transcript is spliced from 51 exons. The record is from RefSeq and is a predicted model, not a curated record. Bases 97 to 8388 code for a protein of 2763 amino acids. Gene Ontology annotation, molecular function: protein binding.
UUCACUUUUUGAAGACUGAGGGGGAACAACACCGUAGGGGAGAACAAAAAAAACAUUUGACAGUGUUUGUUUUAGGAUUCGUGACGUGUUUCCACAAUGUCUACGAAAGCAGAGCAAUUUGCCUCUAAGAUACGAUACUUGCAAGAGUAUCACAACCGCGUGCAACACAAUAUUUACCCCGUGCCCUCCGGAACAGACAUUGCAAACACACUGAAAUACUUUUCCCAAACCCUGCUCAGCAUUCUGUCCCGCACAGGCAGGAAGGAGAACCAGGAAGCUUCCAAUUUGGCCGUGCCCAUGACCAUGUGUCUUUUUCCUGUGCCAUUCCCACUCACCCCAUCUCUAAGACCACAAGUCAGUUCCAUCAACCCUACAGUUACUCGCUCCCUCCUUUACAGCGUUCUGCGUGAUGCCCCAUCAGACCGCGGGGGGCAGGGGCAGCAGAGUCGGGACGCUCAGCUCUCAGAGUACCCCUCUCUGGACUAUCAGGGGCUCUAUGCGACCCUCGUGACCCUGCUUGACCUGGUGCCCCUGCUGCAGCACGGUCAGCAUGAUCUGGGACAGUCCAUAUUUUACACAACAACUUGCCUCCUGCCCUUUCUCAGUGACGAUAUUCUCAGCACUUUACCCUACACUAUGAUCUCCACUUUAGCUACAUUCCCCCCAUUCCUGCACAAAGACAUCAUUGAGUACCUGAGCACCUCUUUCCUCCCAAUGGCUAUAUUGGGUUCCACUAGAAGAGAAGGGGGCGUCCCAGCAUAUGUCAAUCUCUCUGCCUCCUCUAUGCUAAUGAUUGCUAUGCAAUAUACUUCCAACCCAGUAUACCACUGUCAGUUGUUGGAGUGUCUUAUGAAGCACAAGCAGGAAGUGUGGAAGGACCUGCUGUAUGUCAUAUCCUAUGGACCAUCCCAAGUCAAACCUCCAGCCGUGCAGAUGCUCUUUCAUUAUUGGCCAAACCUAAAGCCCCCAGGAGCCAUCAGUGAAUACAGUGGACUGCAGUACACAGCCUGGAACCCCAUCCAUUGCCAACACAUUGAGUGUCACAAUGCCAUCAAUAAACCUGCUGUCAAGAUGUGCAUCGACCCCACCCUCUCCGUUGCCCUGGGAGACAAGCCCCCUCCUCUAUACAUCUGUGAGGAGUGCAGCCAAAGGAUAGCAGGAGACCAUUCAGAAUGGCUUGUUGAUGUGCUCUUGCCCCAAGCUGAGAUAUCUGCUAUUUGUCAAAAGAAGAACUGUAGCUCUCAUGUCAGGAGGGCGGUUGUCACCUGCUUCUCAGCUGGUUGCUGCGGGCGCCAUGGCAACCGGCCUGUCCGCUACUGCAAGCGUUGCCAUGUCAACCACCACAGCAGCGAGGUGGGGGCUGCGGCGGAGACCCAUCUUUACCAGACCUCCCCACCUCCCAUCAACACCCGUGAGUGUGGGGCAGAGGAGUUGGUGUGCACUGUGGAGGCUGUUAUCAGUCUACUGAAGGAGGCAGAGAUCCACGCGGAGCUACGUGAGUUUGAGCUGAACAGGCGUCGUCAGAUGGGCCUGUCUGCCUCCCACCACUCCCUGGACAACAUCGACUUUGACAACAAGGAGGACGACCAGCACGACCAGAGGCUCCUCAGUCAGUUUGGCAUCUGGUUCCUGGUGAGCCUGUGCACCCCCAGUGAGAACACGCCCACGGAGAGCCUGGCGCGGCUUGUGAGCAUGGUGUUCCAGUGGUUCCACUCCACAGCCUACAUGAUGGACGACGAGGUGGGCUCCCUGGUGGAGAAGCUCAAGCCCCAGUUUGUCACCAAGUGGCUGAAGACUGUGUGUGACGUGCGCUUCGACGUCAUGGUGAUGUGCCUGCUGCCCAAACCGGUGGAGUUUGCCAGGGUGGGGGGUUACUGGGAUAAGUCUUGCAGCACGGUGACCCAGCUGAAGGAGGGGCUGAACCGGAUCCUGUGCCUGAUCCCCUACAAUGUGAUCAGCCAGCCGCUGUGGGAGUGCUUCAUGCCAGAGUGGCUGGAGGCCAUCCACACUGAGGUGCCUGACCAGCAGCUCAAGGAGUUCAGAGAAGUGCUCAGCAAGAUGUUUGACAUUGAGCUGUGCCCUCUGCCCUUCUCCAUGGAGGAGAUGUUUGGGUUCAUUAGCUGCAGGUUCUCAGGCUACCCAGCAUCUGUGCAGGAGCAGGCUCUGCUCUGGCUGCAUGUGUUGUCAGAGCUGGACAUUGUGGUGCCUCUGCAGCUGUUAAUCGGGAUGUUCUCUGACGGGGUGAACUCUGUGAAGGAACUGGCCAAUCAGAGAAAGACUCGAGUCUCAGAUCUAACUGGCGAAAAUACUGAGGCUCGGAGGGAAAGCGUGGUUUCAGAUCCAGGCCGCCGUGGGCCGCACAACACCCUGAGCCCGUUCCCCAGUCCGUUCCGGAGCCCAUUCCGGAGCCCCCUGUACUGCAGCCCCUUUAAGAACCUGGGCCAUGCUACGGGACACUGUGCCCUGGACCUGGACUGUGACGAUGAUGACAUGAACCUGGGCUGCUUCAUCCUCAUGUUCGACCUCAUCCUCAAACAGAUGGAGCUCCAGGAUGACGGCGUGAUGCUCGGUCUGGAAAACAGCCUGGGGAAGGACAUUGUGGGCAUCAUCAACAACAUCUUCCAGGCCCCAUGGGGGGGCUCCCACACCUGUCAGAAGGACGAGAAGGCCCUGGAGUGCAGCCUGUGCCAGUCCAGCAUUUUGUGCUACCAGCUAGGCUGUGAGCUCCUGGAGAGACUCACCCCCAGGGAGGAGAUACGGCUGGUGGAGCCAACAGACAUCUUGGAGGACACAUUGCUGUUGCCUCAAGUGUUUGGGCCUGAACAACGGACAAAGCAAGGGACAGAGGAAGCGGACAACCCUGCCAGCACACACACUGACAACCCUACAAUUCAAAGUUACUCUCCUGACAACCCACCAAUGAAGAAUAAUGCUGAUAAGAAGUUUUCCUACCAGCAGCUCCCUGUGUCUCUCAAGCUAAUAUACACUAUUCUGCAGGAAAUGUCUAAGUUUGAGGAGCCUGAUAUCCUGUUCAACAUGCUGAACUGUCUGAAGAUCCUAUGUCUCCAUGGAGAGUGUCUGUACCUGGCCUGUAAGGACCACCCCCAGUUUCUGGCCCACAUCCAGGAGAAGAUGCUAAUUCCCAGCCUGUGGACCAUGCUGAAGUCCGAGUUCUGCCAGCUGGCCUCCCUGGCCGUGCCUCAGCUCCUGCAUGCCCUCUCCCUCUCCCACGGAGCAGACAUCUUUUGGAACCUGGUGGACAGCAACUUUAACAGCAAGGACUGGAAGAUACGCUUCGAAGCAGUGGAGAAGGUGGCGGUGCUCUGUCGGUUCCUAGACAUUGGUUCUUUGACGAAGAACCAUCUGCUGAAGUACUCCCUGGCCCAUGCGUUCUGCAGCUUCCUGACCUCUGUAGAGGAUGUCAACCCGGCUGUGGCCACACGCGCCAGGCUUCUGCUGGACACCAUCAAGAGCCCAGCACUACAGGGUUUGUGUCUGUGCCUGGACUUCCAGUUCGACACUGUGGUGAGGGACCGACCCAUCAUCCUCAGCAAGCUGCUGAUGCUGCACCACUUGAAGCAGGAGGUCCCUGCCCUCAGCUGGGAGUUCUUUGUCAACCGCUUUGAGACGCUCUCCCUGGAGGCCCAGCUCCACCUGGACUGCAACAAGGAGUUCCCUUUCCCAACCACCAUCACAGCUGUGCGCACCAACGUGGCCAACCUUAGUGAUGCAGCGAUGUGGAAAAUCAGACGUGCGCGCUUUGCCAGGAACCGCCAGAAGAGUGUACGUUCCCUCCGUGACAGCGUCAAGGGCCCGUCCACGACCAAGCGAGCCUUCUCCCUCCCAGAGACUCUGUGUAACCGACUACCUUUAAGGCUUACGAGGCAAGAGCACUCUGCCCCGACUCUGGGAGAUAUGAUAGAGAAAGUCCUGCCAGCACGCUUCCUCCCGCCCUUUAACCCUGACGCUUCGGCCCCUUUCCUAGGCCACAGCCCCUCACCGGAGGAUGACUCAGUCAUCAGGGACCUGCUCCCAGAGGAUGCUGGGAUAGACCACCAGACGGUGCACCAGCUCAUCAUGGUGCUCAUGAAGUUCAUGGCCAAAGACAAGAGCAGUGCCGAGGCAGACAUCGGCAGUGCCAAGGCCUUCAACUCGGUGAAGCGCCACCUGUAUGUGCUGCUGGGCUAUGACCAGCAGGAGGGUUGCUUCAUGAUCGCACCGCAAAAGAUGAGGACCUCCACCUGCUUCAAUGCUUUCAUCGCUGGCAUCGCACAGGUGAUGGACUACAACAUUGGGUUGGGGAAGCAGCUGCUCCCCCUGGUGGUCCAGGUGUUGAAGUACUGCACCUGCCCCCAGCUCAGACACUACUUCCAGCAGCCGCCGCGCUGCUCUCUCUGGGCCCUGCAGCCACACAUCAGACAGAUGUGGCUCAAAGCCCUGCUGGUCAUCCUCUACAAGUACCCCUACAGGGACAUGGACGUGAGUAAAGGGGUUCUGCACCUGAUCCACAUCACCAUCAACACCCUGAAUGCCCAGUACCACAGCUGUAGACCCCAUGCCACCGCCGGACCCCUCUACAGUGACAACUCCAACAUCAGCCGCUACAACGAGAAAGAGAAAGAGGAGGACAGUGUGUUUGAUGAGUCUGACAUCCAUGACACCCCAACUGGAGCAGGCAACAAGGAGUCCCAGACCUUCUUCGCCCGUCUGAAAAGGAUCGGUGGCAGCAAGUCUGUCAAGUACCAGCCGGUGGAGCUGAAUGCCCAGAAAAGUGAAAUUGAGCUGUCUGAGUACCGCGAGGCCAGUGCCCUGCAGGACAGCAUCUUGCACUGUGUGAAGGAGGAGAGCACCAGGAAGAAGCGUCUGCAGGCCAUGCACAAGCAGAAGUCCCUGGACAUUUCCAACACUGACUCCAUCCUCUACAACCUGGAUGAGCACCGACGCAAGUCCUGCAUAGACCGCUGUGACCUGCAGCAUGGUCCCUCCGCACCCCCCUCCUCCACCACCUCCCACCCCAGGCGGACAGGGGGCCAUGGGAAGGGCUCGUCAGACGGCUCCUCAGGCCGAGCGGAGGGCAGUGACCACCAGGAACGUUCAGGCUCCCUGAAGGGCCACUCAGACUGCUCCAGGCCUGUCAUCCCAGAGGUGCGUCUCAGCUGCAUGGAGACUUUUGAGGACAAGGCCGACUUGGACUCCCCUCUUACAGGCGGCUCUUCUGCAGAGAAGGAGGACCAGGACCUCAUUGACCUCUCCUCCGACUGCACUUCCAUCCCAGAGAAGCACUCCAUCCUCUCCAUGUCCGACAGCGACUCCCUGGUGUUUGAGCCCCUACCACCACUGAGGAUAGUGGAGAGUGACGAGGAGUUUGACCUGAAUACGGUGAUGGGCCCCAGGUUGAAUGGGAGUGCCAGGCCCCCUGCUUCCCCUGCCAGGCCCGCUGUCUCCCCUGCCAGGCCCGCUGUCUCCCCUGCCAGGCCCGCUGCCUCCCCUGCCAGGCCCGCUGUCUCCCCUGCCAAGCCCGCUGCCUCCCCUGCCAGGCCCCCCGCCUCCCCUGCCGGCAGCAGCACCCUGCACCUGUCCGCUAUGGUGCAGGUGAGUGUGGAGGACUGCUCUAAGGACAAGAGGACCACAGACUCCCAAGCAAAAGAAAGCCCCCAACAGCCUCUACAGAGGAGGCCACGCUAUGCGACCCCCACCACCUCCCUGGAGCUGCCUGACUGGCUGGAGCACCCUGGCCUGGAGAGUCCCAUGACCCUCAGCUUACAACAGAAGAGGGACCUGCUGAGGAAGACCCCUGCUGUCCCUGACACCUCCCUGGAUGACUUUGUGCACCCUGAGGACCUGAAGGCAGCGGUGGGUCUGGGGACCAGUCCCUCUGGCAGGACGGUCUUCCUGGACAUCCCUGAGGACACAGUUGAACCCCUCACCUCUCUGGAGGGGAACAACAACGAUGAAGAGGAAUAUUAUGAAGAAGAUGAUGAUGACCUUGAUGACAGUGACCUUAAACCUGAUGAUGAUGAUAAUGAUGAAGAUGAUGAUGAUGAGAAUGACGAGGCAGAGUUUAAGAUCCAGAUAGUUCCCCGGCAACGCAAACAGAGGAAGAUAGCUGUGAGCGCCAUCCAGAGAGAGUACCUGGACAUCUCCUUCAACACCCUGGACAAACUGGGUGAGCAGCCCACUGAUACAGAUCACAAAGUUCUGUCUACCCUGGAAAAGCCACGGGAAUCCGCCUCAGCCCCCACCCUCGAAGCUGCUAUCCCAGAAACAAGCAACCGCUCUUCAGUAUCAACUCAGUACCGUCAGGCAAAGCGAGGCUCGUUGGGAGCUCUAACCAUGAGCCAACUGAUGAAAAGACAGCUGGAGCACCAGUCCAGUGCCCCUCACAACAUCAGCACCUGGGAGACAGGCCCCACCAAGACCAGCCUUCUAUCUGCCCCCAGUACAGUCAGCAUGUUUGUGCCCGCCCCUGAGGAGUUCAUUGAUGACCAGCCCACCACCAUGACUGACAGGUGUCGUGACUGUGGUGCGGUGCUAGAGGAGUAUGAUGAGGAGACCCUGGGCCUGGCAGUGGUGGUGCUCUCCAUGUUCAUCCACCUCAGCCCUGACCAGGCCGCUCCACUGCUGCUGGACAUCAUGCAGUCUGUGGGCAGGCUGGCGUCUAGUGCUAAUUUCUCUGGGCAAGCUGAGAGUAUGCUGAUCCCUGGCAACGCAGCAGGUGUGGCUAAGCAGUUCCUCCGCUGUGUGAUCCACCAGCUGGCCCCCAACGGCAUCCUGCCCCAACUCUUCCAGAGCAACAUCAAAGAUGGAGGUUUUCUGAGAACAUUGGCUUUUUCCCUGAUUGAUUUUAAUGAACUGAGUUCUGUGGCUGCACUGAACCAGCUGCUGGAGGGUCUGAACAACAAGAAGAGUCUACCAGCAGGGGGCACCAUGCUGCACUGCCUGGAGAACGUCGCCACCUUCAUGGAGGCCCUGCCCAUGGACUCCCCCAGCAACCUGUGGACCACCAUCUGCAAUCAGUUCCAGACCUUCCUCACUAAACUACCCUCAGUGCUGCCUCUGAAGUGUCCCCUGGACUCCAGUUUGAGGAUCAUCAUUUGCCUGUUGAAGAUCCCCACCACAAGUGCAACCCGGAGCUUACUGGAGCCCUUCUCCAAACUGCUGAGCUUUGUCAUCCAGUAUGGAGUGUUCAGCCUCUCUUACCUGGUGGAGCUGUGUGGCCUCUGCUACAAAGCCUUCAAUAAGGAGAGAGAUAAGUUCUAUAUGUCUCGUAUUGUGGUGCUGGAGCUUCUGCAGGCUCUGAAGUUCAAGUCUCCUCUACCCGAUACUAACCUGCUACUGCUGGUCCAGUUUGUUUGUUCAGAUAUUGGUACGAGGCUAGCAGAGUCUACUAUUCUAUCAAAGCACAUGAUCUCAUCACUUCCAGGGUGCACGACAGCAGCAAUGGAAUGCAUGAGGCAAUACAUCAGUGAACUUCUAGACUUCAUAGCGGAUAUGCACACACUGACCAAACUAAAAAGCCAUAUGAAGGCGUGUUGUCAGCCGCUGCACGAGGACACGUUCGGAGGGAACCUGAAAGUGGGCCUCGCACAGAUAGCUGCUAUGGAGAUCAGCAAAGGCAAUCACCGUGACAACAAGGCAGUGAUCCGUUAUCUUCCCUGGCUCUACCAUCCCCCGUCUGCCAUGCAGCAGGGUCCUAAGGAGUUCAUUGAGUGUGUGUCCCACAUCCGCCAGCUGUCCUGGCUGCUCCUGGGCUCGCUGACCCACUAUGCCCUGCACCAGGGCUCCACCUGCUGUAUGCCCAUCCCCCUGGACGCUGGCUCACACAUUGCUGACCACCUCAUCGUCAUCCUCAUCGGCUUCCCUGAACAAUCCAAGACGUCAGUGCUGCACAUGUGCUCCCUGUUCCAUGCCUUCAUGUUUGCGCAGCUGUGGACCAUUUACUGUGAGCAGUCGGCGGCCACUCCGGCCCUGCAGAACCAGAAUCAGACAGAGUUCUCCUCCAACGCCAUCCUGACCGGCCUGGAGUUCUGGAGCCGUGUUACACCCAGCAUCUUGCAGCUCAUGGCCCACAACAAAGUGAUGGUGGAGAUGGUGUGUCUACAUGUCAUUAGCCUGAUGGAGGCUCUACAAGAAUGCAACUCAACCAUCUUUGUGAAGUUAAUACCUAUGUGGUUGCCCAUGAUUCAAUCUAACCUAAAGCACCUGUCUGCAGGGCUACAGCUGCGGCUGCAGGCCAUCCAGAACAGAGUGAACCACCAGUGUCUGCAGGGCCAGGCGGCCGGGGCCCUGCCCUUCGCCCUGCGCAAGUGGCUGCAGUGCACCCAGUUCAAGAUGGCCCAGGUGGAGAUCCAAUCAUCCGAGGCUGCCUCGCAGUUCUACCCCAUGUGACCUGCCUACCUCUCAGUAUGGGAGAUCAUCCGAGACCCAGUCCUCCUCAGGACCAGCAUGCAUCUGUCUGCUGCCUGCCUGUCCAUAAACAUCAGGAAGUUGACUCCUGCAUAAACUGACUCUUGCCGUCUUAAGACUCUGCGUCUGACGUAAUCAUCUUCAGCACCUUCUAAACUUUGUAUAUCUAUACUACUCUUUCGUACAAUGAAAGGAUAGGUAAGUACAGGUUGGGCAGGUGUGCAGAUGCAGGGGGAUCACAGUACUGUAGAUAAUAGCAUAGGUGUCCAACAUGCUGUGUGCCGCAUCAGAGGUCAGAACAGAUGGAGAGAAUAUCUAUCAGCAGAUGAUAGAGUGGAAGAGUCUGGAUGAGGAAUGCUGAAGCUCAGACUUGUUCACUUGGUGAUGCUCAUGGUCUAUAGCGUUAUGUUCAGUUGCUUGGAUGCAAGCCUGAUGAAAAUAAUAAAAUCAAGCCACAUUUUCUAAAUAUA